ACGCCAUCAGCUCGCUCUGCCACGUCUCUCCAGGGCUGCUGUUAGAGAGUGUGAGAGGAAGGGGAGAGGGCAGGAAGGCUGAGUCCGAGGGGGGAGCCCGGGUCUGUGCAGGCUGCAUGGGACCAACAUGCAGCAAGUCCUGCAACAUGCAACUUCCCUGUGCUAGGCUGACCCUGCACUGCAUCCCAGCCAGACCCCACAUACCUGUCCUGGGAGAGGGAUCCCAUGCCUGAGCUGCUGCUGCACCCCCCUCUGCCUUUACAUGUAGUGGAGAAGGUUUCCGAGCUGUAUUCAGGGCCUCGAAGUGGAGCCUACUGGUGGCGCUGGACGUGGACUGGCACCUUGUCAUGCCCGGUGGAAGAAGGGGUCCAAGCCGGCAACAACUGAGCCGUUCCGCUUUGCCCUCUCUGCAGACUUUAGUUGGUGGUGCUUGUGGCAAUGGCACAGGGCUGAGAAAUCGGAAUGGUAGUGCUGUUGGCCUUACGGCCCCUCCCAUUACUGCCUUGAUCACCCCUGAACCAGUGCGUCAUUGCCGCAUCCCUGAUCUGCCGCUGGACGGAAGCCUACUCUUUGAGUUCCUCUUCUUUAUUUACCUAUUGGUGGCACUAUUUAUCCAGUAUAUUAACAUCUAUAAAACAGUGUGGUGGUACCCCUAUAAUCACCCGGCCUCGUGUACCUCACUGAAUUUCCAUCUCAUCGAUUACCACCUAGCAGCCUUUAUCACCGUGAUGUUGGCUCGGCGCCUGGUCUGGGCCCUUAUUUCAGAGGCUUCUCAGGUAGGAGCUGCGUCCAUGGUGUACUACACGGCGCUCAUCACAGCACGCCUGGUCCUGCUCACGCUGUGCGGCUGGGUGUUCUGCUGGACUCUGGUCAACCUGUUCCGUAACCACUCUGUCCUGAACCUACUAUUCCUGGGCUACCCGUUUGGUGUUUAUGUACCUCUUUGCUGCUUUCACCAAGACAACCGCUCUCAAUCAUUGCCAACAGACUGUGGGUACUAUGUGCAGGACUCUUUAGUUGAGGAUGGUGCUAAUGACGUGGCCAGCCUCGUCCGACCCAAAGACUUCCUCUCUCUCCUGCGGGAAUCCCUGAGAGAGCAGUUUAAUUCAACCCCAUCCAUUCCAACUCACAGUUGCCCGCUGUCCCCUGACCUCAUACGAAACGAAGUGGAGUGCCUGAGAGCCGACUUCAAUCGGCGGAUCAAGGAAGUCCUCUUCAAUUCCCUCUUUAGUGCCUAUUAUGUGGCAUUUCUGCCACUUUGCUUUGUAAAAAGCACCCAGUAUUACGACAUGCGUUGGUCGUGUGAGCACCUCAUCAUGGUGUGGAUCAAUGCCUUUGUCAUGUUAACUACCCAGCUCCUGCCUCCCAAGUAUUGUGACUUGUUACACAGGUCUGCUUCCCACCUGGGACGAUGGCAGAAGCUAGAACAUGGAUCUUACAGCAAUGCUCCACAGCACAUCUGGUCAGAACACACAGUUUGGCCACAAGGUGUCCUGGUACGACAUAGUCGCAGUUUAUACAAAGCCGUGGGGCCGUACAAUGUAGCAGUGCCUUCAGAUGUCUCUCAUGCCAGGUUUUAUUUCCUGUUUCAUCGGCCAUUACGGUUGCUGAAUUUGCUUCUUUUCAUUGAGGGCAGCCUGGUGCUGUACCAGCUCUAUUCCCUGCUACGGGCGGAGAAGUGGAACCACACGCUGUCCAUGGCGCUCAUUCUGUUCUGCAAUUACUACGUCUUGUUUAAACUCCUCCGGGACAGAAUAGCACUGGGAAGAGCUUACGCGUACCCCAUCAACAGCUACGGACUGAAACCACAUUGAUCUCCCACCAAUGGAGAACAUAUCAGAAAAGGAAAAAAAGCAGGGGGUGGGGGGGGGGGGAUACGGGAGCAGGGGGGAAAGAAAAAAAAUGGAAAAAAAAUAUUUUCAUACAGUUCUAUUUUUUUCUUGCAAUGUUUAUAAAUAUUUAAGAUAUUUUAUAUUUUGUAUACUAUUUUGUUGUGUUCACCAGGCAGGGAGGGUGGUCACUGGGGCUACCGAGAUGUCUUUUAUUUUAUAAAGCAGGUAUUACUCGAUACAUAUACAAUGUUUGUAUGUGCAUACGAUCUGCGUGCUAUGUAUGGAGACUCAUAGCACGCACACCACAAUUCCUCAGUGUCAUCUAAAAUGGGCGGACCACAAGGCGUCUUCCUUGCAUUCAGUGUAUUUCAGUGCCACUUGCCUGUGUUAUGGAAUCGCAGCGCUUGAUAGUAUUGAGAAAAGAAAAAUAAAAAAAAAUAUUCAUUUUCAUACAA
Messenger RNA from Pelobates fuscus (common spadefoot toad), 2287 nucleotides. It is a transcript of the gene TMEM39A, whose product is annotated as transmembrane protein 39A. Gene Ontology annotation, biological process: negative regulation of autophagosome assembly; negative regulation of autophagosome maturation. NCBI's taxonomy places the organism in Eukaryota, Metazoa, Chordata, Amphibia, Anura, Pelobatidae. The coding region runs from base 348 to 1814 and encodes 488 amino acids. Gene Ontology annotation, cellular component: endoplasmic reticulum membrane. The transcript is spliced from 9 exons. The record is from RefSeq and is a predicted model, not a curated record.